This is a messenger RNA of Aspergillus versicolor CBS 583.65, 2036 nucleotides long. RefSeq lists its product as uncharacterized. The record is from RefSeq and is a predicted model, not a curated record. Bases 164 to 1894 code for a protein of 576 amino acids. NCBI's taxonomy places the organism in Eukaryota, Fungi, Ascomycota, Eurotiomycetes, Eurotiales, Aspergillaceae. The transcript has 4 exons.
CAACUGGGGCAGCCUUACCAUCCCAUUAUGGUGUUCUGGACAGCGGGCCUAUUAAGGCGUAUUUUAUCUCUCAUGUUCGGAUUCAUGAUCAUAGUCUUACUUUCUAGUCAAUGUCGUUGCUCCUAUUUAUACAGUAUCCCCAGAUAUCCUGCCGUCCGGGGAAAUGGAGUCCGCGUAUCUAUCGCUUAAAGCAGUUAACCCAUACAUUAGACGUCUAUCUGCCCGCGUAUCCAUUUCCGAAAGAUCAACAAUUAUUGUGACAAUGUCUUUAUCCGAACGUAUUAGGCCAGCACUCGAAAUCCGGGCUCAAACCCUCGAGCCAAGCGCGGUCCUGCCAAAGGACUGCUUGCUCCCGCGAAAUGUAAUGGGGGUUCCUCGCGCCAGUGGGCUGCUUUCAGACCGUGAGCUUGAAUUGACGGAGAAGUACGAUGCCACUGCGCUGGUGAAUAUGCUGGCUGAGGGGGUGGUUACCUCGGAAGCUCUCCUUUUGGCAUUCAGGAAGCGGGCUACCAUCGCUCAGCAAUGUACAAACUGCCUCACAGAACUAAUCCCGCAAGCAACAAACGACGCCCGAGCCUGCGACGAGUUCCUAGCAAACACCGGCAAGCCCAUGGGACCGCUCCAUGGGCUGCCAGUUUCCGUCAAGGAGCAGAUCUCUAUCGCUGGGCGACGCACUAACGUCGGGUUUGUUGCAAUGGUCGACAAUGUCACCAGCGAGGACGCCCAGAUCGUCACCUCGCUCAAGAGACUGGGUGCUGUGGUCUUUGCGCGCACGAACCAGCCGCAGUCGCUGAUGCAGCUGCAGACGAAUAACAAUAUCUACGGGGCCACUGUCAAUCCGAGGAAUACGUCUCUUACUGCGGGUGGCAGCACUGGCGGCGAGGCAGCGCUGAUGGCGAUGCAUGGGACGCCGCUGGGCAUUGGGGGGGAUAUCGGGGGAUCUAUCCGUGUGCCUGCUGCUUUGAAUGGAAUCUACGGCUUCUACCCCAGCGUCGGCCGAAUCAGCGGCGAAGGCGCCCUGGUCCCAUUGCCCGGCAACGAUUCCAUCCCAGGAACCCUAGGCCCCUUCACGCGCUCCCUCCGCGACAUCUCGCUCUUCUGCACGGCCUACUCUCUCACAAAUCCCUGGCUCGACGACCCCUCCCUCCUCCCCAUGCCUAUCCUCUCCCCCUCGCCAGCCCUCUCCCCAACUAACCCCCUCCGCAUCGGCAUCCUAACCACCGACAACGUAGUCACUCCCCUCCCACCCGUCCAGUGCGCCCUAAAACAAGUACAAGCCCGCCUCCACCACGCCCCAAACAUAGCCCUCGUCCCCUUCCAGCCCUACAAGCAUGACUACGCCUGGACCCUCAUCAGCGCAAACUACUUCGAAGACGGCGGCGCAGCCAUCAAAGAACUAUGCAAAACAGGCUCCGACCCCCUCCUCCCAGCAACAGAAUGGAUCCUCGCGCAGUGCAAACAAAGCAUAGACUCACUGUCCCUGCACACAAUACAAGCCCGCAAAGCCGCGCGGGACGCAUAUCGCGUUGCGUACGCAAAGCACUGGAACAAGGCUGCGGUUGAUGUGCUGAUUGCGCCUGUGACGCCUAGCACGGCGCCGAGGGUGGAUUCUAGGGUGCCGUACUGGGGGUAUACGGCUGUGUGGAACUUGUUGCAGUAUCCGGCGAUUGCAUUCCCUAUUGGUGGAUUUAAAAGUGGUCGUGGUGAUUUAUCGGAUUAUCAGCCGCGGAAUGAAAAGGAGGAAGGGAUUGCGAGGGAGUAUGUCGCUGAGGAGGCGGAGGGGAUGCCGGUGGGAUUGCAGAUUGUGGCGAGGAGACUGCAUGAGUCCGUUUUGGUGGAGGCAGCGCGUGUUAUUGAGGAUGCGAUGAGGUUAGAGAUAGGUUGUAGGUUGUAAUAUGGUAUACAUGUUAUAAUAAUAUAAUAAAAAAAAAAAACAUGAGGCUGGUCCGUCUCGAUCGGGCAACCUUGAGAUCUGGAGUCUCACGCGCUACCAAUUGCGCCACAGCCCCAAUGAGUGACACUUUUUUUCUGUUUUU